This is a messenger RNA of Contarinia nasturtii (swede midge), 2028 nucleotides long. Its product is annotated as cytochrome P450 6A1-like. The record is from RefSeq and is a predicted model, not a curated record. Bases 110 to 1618 code for a protein of 502 amino acids. NCBI's taxonomy places the organism in Eukaryota, Metazoa, Arthropoda, Insecta, Diptera, Cecidomyiidae. Gene Ontology annotation, molecular function: iron ion binding; oxidoreductase activity, acting on paired donors, with incorporation or reduction of molecular oxygen; monooxygenase activity. The transcript has 4 exons.
GUUAUUGUGAUUGUGAACAGUUCCAAUCGUCAAAGUCAAACGACAAAUAUACGGACGAAGCAGCACAGCACUGAAUAGAAACAACACGAGCAUAAGUUCCGCAGUUCAAAUGGAUUUUUUGUAUUCAAGCACGACAAUUUGGUUAAGUAUAUUAAUCAUAUUAGGAUUUAUAUACGUUAAACGAAAGUACAGUUACUGGCAACGGCAUGGAAUUCAAUUUGUAAAGCCAAAUUUUCCCGCUGGAAAUUUGUGUGCUCUUCGACAAACCGAGCACUUGUCACAGCUUUUGGCUAAAUUCUAUUCUGAACGAAAAAAUGGUGCGCCAAUGCUUGGUCUCUAUUUCUUUUUAAGUCCAGUUUUAUUGAUCAACGAUUUGAAUUUGAUAAGAAACAUUUUCAUCAAAGAUUUUCAUUAUUUUUGGAGUCGUGGUUCAUUUUACAAUGAAAAGCAUGACCCAUUGUCGGCCAAUUUAUUCAAUCUUGACUAUGAGAAAUGGAGACCAUUAAGAUCAAAAUUGACACCGACAUUUUCAAGUGCAAAAAUGAAAAUUAUGUUUAAUAAUACUAUUGCGGUGGCCAAUGAAUUUGUUGAUUGUUUGAAUCGUGACAUUGAAUUGAAUGGUGAAGCUGAUGUCCACGAAUGGUUUUGUCGCUUUACUACUGAUGUCAUUGGAGCAUGUACACUUGGUAUUGAUUGCAAUAGCCUGAGAGAUCCACACUCAAAAUUCCGUGAAAUUGGUAAAAAAACAUUUGAAGAACCAAAACUUAGUUCAUUCCAACGAACGCUGGUUACUUCAAACACCAAUUUAGCCAGAUUCAUGCGCGUUCGAGCUCAUCACAAAGAUGUUACCGAUUUUUUCUUGAAAAUUGUCAAAGAAACAAUUGAAUAUCGCGAAAAUAAUAAUGUAAAACGGAAUGAUCUCAUGAGCUUGUUGAUUGAUUUAAAAAAUGCACAAACAGACGCAGACCGAUUAACGAUACUCGAAAUUGCUGCACAAGCAUUUGUCUUCUUUCUGGCUGGAUUUGAAGCAUCAUCCACAACUUUGACAUACUGUCUGUACGAAUUGGCGCUGGAGGAAAACAAACAUAUUCAGGACAAAGCCAGAGCUGAGAUUAACAAAAUUCUAGAAAAGUACGAUGGCAACCUGACCUAUGAGGCAAUUAAUGAAAUGACUUAUAUCGAUCAAUGUAUUUACGAGUCAAUCAGAAAACAUCCUUUAGCUGCCUCCAUAGCUCGAAUGGCAACGAAUGACUAUAAAGUACCGAAUUCGAACUACACAAUCCCGAAAGGAAUGCUUGUUUUCAUUCCAACGUAUGCUAUAUACCGUGAUCCAGAAAUUUAUGAAAAUCCGGAUGUGUUUGAACCAGACCGAUUCGCUCCCGACCAAGUUAAGAAGAGACCAUCGCAAUCAUUCUUGCCUUUCGGAGAUGGUCCUCGUAAGUGCAUUGGCUUGAGAUUUGGAAUGCUUCAAGCACGAAUCGGUGUUGUUAAAUUACUGCAAAACUUUGAACUUUCAACUUGCAGCAGAACACAAAUUCCAAUCAAAUAUUCACCGAAGAAACUCUUUCUCGAACCGGAAAAUGGAACAUGGCUUAAAAUCACCAAAAUUGAAAAUUAAAAAUAAAAUUAUAGCCAUCAAUAGCCACUAUCAAUAUACUUUAACAAAAAAAAAUAGCUGAAAUCAGAUUUUCUACAUCUAAAUAUAAUCAUAUUUUAUCGAAUAUUCGAAAAAUUAAGGAAAGCAUUUUAAAUAAGACUACAAUUCAAUAAGUUUCAAUGGGAUUAUAGUGACCCGGAAUCUAUACAAAAAUAUUCAUGUUACUAUUUUAUUGUCAACUGAGACUCGAGUCUAGAUCUAGAUCCCAUUCAAAGCCAUUCAAUUAUGAUGUAUGAUCAAAGAGAUUUUUUCAGCUGAUUAUGAUUUUAAAAACUUUCAAAACAAAGAUCAUUUCAAUAGAUCUUAUUUCUUUUUUACCUACAAUAUACCCUUGUUAUUAAAUACUAAUUGCCAAAUUAUCAGAUUUUCAA